Molecule: messenger RNA, 309 nt
Organism: Jaminaea rosea
Lineage: Eukaryota; Fungi; Basidiomycota; Exobasidiomycetes; Microstromatales
Exons: 2
Biological process (GO): iron-sulfur cluster assembly
Cellular component (GO): mitochondrion; cytoplasm
Molecular function (GO): 2 iron, 2 sulfur cluster binding
Source: RefSeq, a predicted model, not a curated record
ACCCCAACCGCCGUGGAACGUCUACGGGACCUCCUUGAGUCCGAUCAAGGUCCACGAUUGAUCCGAAUCGGUGUCAAGCAGAAGGGAUGCGCAGGUAUGAGCUACCAUUUGGAGUAUAUCACACCGCAGGAGAAGGGCAAGUUCGACGAACAGGUCAAGCAGGAUGGCGUUGAGGUACUCAUCGACUCGAAGGCCCUCUUCAGUAUCAUCGGCAGUGUAAUGGAUUGGCAAGAGGACUCUUUGAGCGCCAAGUUCGUCUUCGACAAUCCAAACGUGUCAGCGAGCUGUGGAUGCGGAGAGUCGUGGAUG